Messenger RNA from Coffea eugenioides, 699 nucleotides. RefSeq lists its product as uncharacterized. The transcript is spliced from 2 exons. Bases 138 to 368 code for a protein of 76 amino acids. NCBI's taxonomy places the organism in Eukaryota, Viridiplantae, Streptophyta, Magnoliopsida, Gentianales, Rubiaceae. The record is from RefSeq and is a predicted model, not a curated record.
UUCCCCUCAUCCCAAUUUCCAUACUCCGAAGUAAUCCCAUGAAAAUAAAAAGUAAAAUCUGAUUUUCCAACCCUGCAAAUCAAAAAGCCAGCUGCAGCCUGCAGGCUUAAUUUUCUUUUUUGCGCCAUCAAGAAUUCAUGAAGAAAUCAGGAAUUGUAGCAGCUUCCAUGGCUGCAGCUUCUGCAUCAGCUUACUCUGUUUCUUCCUCCUCUUCACCCAAGACCAACAUCCCUCAUGAGGAUCUUAAUGUUUCGAGCAAGAAAAAAGAGAAGAAAUCUGCAUCACAAACAACAACUUCUUCAGAUAAAUUUGCGCCAAGGUUUGAUGGGUUGAGGUUCAUAGAGACUCUGGUUACUGCUCACAGAUAAAAAGAAGCCCUGAUUCCAAUCCAUUUCUAACUUGAAUUCUUGAAAAACCAUGGGUAUUAGUAUGAUGUUUUUCGGAAUCACAGCAUAGAUAAUGGGAAGAAAAACAGAACAACUCUCUGUUUCUUCUUUCUCUUCCCUUUUUUUUUGGGUGGGGCUGACUAUGAAGGAAAAAGAAAACAAAAAUUGAUGGUUUCUUUGUUAAGGUUUUGUUGCAACUGGUGGGCUUUUCUCAUGAUAUUGCUGUCUCUGCUUGUAUUGUAAUCAGCUAGUUCUGGCAAAUUGAUUGAAAUAUUAGUAAUAUUGCCCCAUUUAUACUUUCUCUUUUCUUCAA